Molecule: messenger RNA, 943 nt
Organism: Micromonas pusilla CCMP1545
Lineage: Eukaryota; Viridiplantae; Chlorophyta; Mamiellophyceae; Mamiellales; Mamiellaceae
Exons: 2
Coding region: 170-943 (257 amino acids)
Source: RefSeq, a predicted model, not a curated record
CCGCGAGGGUCGUCUUCCGCGCUCACUCGCGCCCACUCUCGAGCGCAUCCGCGACGACCGCGGCGCACGACCGAACGACCGCGAACGACCGACCGCGUCUCGCUCAGAUUCGCGCGAGGUUCAUUCAUCCCCCCGCCGCGCCGCGCCGCUUUUCGUCCGCCGACGCGACAUGGCGGUGACGACCCCGAACGCGAAGAAGAACCCCGCGGGCGUGCGGCACCUGUCCACGCCGGAUAUCCUCGCCGCGAUGAUGACGGACUCGGACGACGACGAGCCGGCGGCGCUGCGCGCGCGCGAGGAGCUCAAGGCGACGAGAACCGCGUGGGACGACGAAGAGAAGGAGAACCCGAAAUCCCCGAAAUCCCCGCUCGGGAAGCGCGGGGACGGCCGCGGCAGAGACGCGCGCGUCUCCAGCCCGACGAAGAAUCCCCUGCGGUCGCUCCUGAUGAACGUGAACCGCGGCAGAGACGAUCGCGGGGCGGACGCGUCGUCCGCCGCCGCCGCGUCGGUCGUCGCCGAGACGUUUGACCUCCGCGACGACGAGGUCGACCGCGCGAAGCAGCUCGAGGUCCGACACCACGAGUCCCUGAAGACGCACGGGAUGAAGCCGCUCGCGCCGCCGUCGCGCGCGGCCGCGGAGACGCUGGCGAUGACGUCGCGGCGCCGAGGGGACGCGUCGGCGGCGAUCGCGGCGACGGCGUCGCAUCUCGCGUUUUUCGCGCUCGCCGCGUGUUGGCUCUUCGUCGUCGCGGUGUUCAUCGACGUCCACGGGCUGUGGCUGCCGUACUACCCGAACGCGUUCGCGGUGUGCACGGACGGGCCGAGGGACGUCGUGAGAGGCGCGGUGUCGCUCGCGAGAUUUAUGACGGGCGUCGCGGAGACGCCGGCGAAAGUCGCCGAGACGGGGUGGCGCGCGUGGCUUUCCUUUUUUUGGCCACGGUGA